Messenger RNA from Cladophialophora immunda, 539 nucleotides. RefSeq lists its product as uncharacterized. The coding region runs from base 214 to 525 and encodes 103 amino acids. The record is from RefSeq and is a predicted model, not a curated record. Lineage: Eukaryota; Fungi; Ascomycota; Eurotiomycetes; Chaetothyriales; Herpotrichiellaceae. The transcript has a single exon.
CGAUCCUGACCUGUGAGUCUACGAGUACCUGUCUAUACCCACUUAUGCGAGUCUUCAGACCCGAUGUGCCCGACUCCUUUCGACUGGCUAUCUCUGCUCUGUUCUCACAUUGUGGCAUGCGCCUCACUUGGCCGUCGGUACACUGGGCCAAUCUAACAACGGUAUGACAAGACCUUGAGUGGCAGGCAGGGUGGGAACUCCACAUGAUAUCCCAUGUAUCGAACCACCAAGUCGACAUGUGCCGAGUACAGAUCUUCAACACCGACGUUUGAGAAUAUGCCAUACGGAGUAGCUAGGCGGACACUGCCCACAGUGCUUACGUACAAAUCGCCAUUCAAAACCCUCUUCUCCACGUGUAUGCCUGUUCGGUGUCGUUUCAGAGACAGACCAGAAAGGGAUUCGGAACUCCUGAGCUUUCUAAAUCGAGGUCAACCACGUUUCAUGUGCCUGAUGUUUCGAGAGGCGAGUCAAACCCAGCUUCCCCGGCGAAGGGGGUUUACCGUAGCUUUUGCCAUAUACCCAUAGGUACUCGGUACAGC